Molecule: messenger RNA, 8750 nt
Organism: Momordica charantia (bitter melon)
Lineage: Eukaryota; Viridiplantae; Streptophyta; Magnoliopsida; Cucurbitales; Cucurbitaceae
Product: ARM repeat superfamily protein
Cellular component (GO): nucleolus; 90S preribosome; small-subunit processome
Source: RefSeq, a predicted model, not a curated record
ACCGCCUCUGCUUCUAAAACCUCUCGACGGCCGAGGGGGCGCUGCCGCGCGAAGAAGAACCAGAAGCCGAAGAAACACGUUCCUCUGUUGCACUACUGAAUUCAAGUUUUUUCCGAUCUGAAGUUCUUCAAGUUUCGAUAAGCUCGAAGAUUCUGAUCUUCUUCCAUGGCGACGCCUUCUCACGCCCAAGCUGUCAAGUCCCUCAACAAGUCCGCCGGUCGCCGGCGUUUUGUCUUCCAGACAUUUUCCCAGAGAGUACAAGAUAUUGACAUUGAUGUGUACAGAAGCCUCGAUAAAGUAAAGUCUGAGCCAUCUGAGGGAUCCUGCUUUUUUCGGGACUGCCUCAUUGAAUGGAGGGAAUUAAAUACUGCAGAGGAUUUUAUUUCUUGUUAUGAGGAAAUCAUUCCAGUAGUACAAACAUUACCUCUAGUGAUACUGCACAAGGAGUCCAUAUUCUCAAACCUUAUUUCCAGAGUACAGAUGAAAGCAAGGCUCUCUCUUGAGCCUAUAUUGAGGUUGAUUGCAGCUCUAUCUAGAGAUCUGUUGGAGGAUUUUUUGCCAUUCUUGCCUCGAUUAACUGAUGCAUUAAUGUCCCUCCUAGAAGGUGGUGCAGCUAGGGAGCCCGAAAUUAUUGAGCAGAUUUUUACAUCUUGGUCGUAUAUAAUGAUGCACUUGCAAAAAUACCUUACACGAAAUCUUGUCCAUUUGCUCAAGAUUACUGUGUCAUUAAGACAUUACUGCAAAGAUUACAUUCAAGAUUUCAUGGCCGAGGCGACAUCAUUCUUGCUAAGGAAUGCACCAGUUGAUCAACUAAAAAAUGGACUUAAACAGAUAAUAUUGGAAGUUGUUAAGAAACCUUUAGCUACAAGAAAAUAUGGUGCUAGUGCUCUGCUAUUUUACACUAUGAGAGGGACCUUAUCUAGGUUUCAUUCAAGAGCAGAGCUGGUGUUUCGCUUCCUGAUCAGUGGUCCAACGUUUGACAUUGGCCUCGAGUCCAGCCAAGGUUCAGACGCCAUUUUAGAAGUGAUCAAGUGUGUGUGUGAGAGAUUAUGUGAAGAAAUGGAUCCCAAGGAAUUGGAUAUGAUAUGGAAAUGCUUGUUUGAGGAAAUAACAGAUGCCGUUUCUAAUGAUUACGUGCUUCAUUUAACUCACCUGUUAAUGCUGCUUGCUUCAGCAGUUCAGAAUGUUAAUUGGAAAAAAAAUUCUGACUACAAACCGAUGCUUGAUCUUGUAGACAGACUUCUGAUGAAGUUUAUCACAACUCCAAGCCUAACAAUGGAGGAUGAUUUAUCCAAAAUCAUUGAUACGAUUUUGAAAUUAAUGCUGGUUAUUCUGGAUGGUCUCCAAAGUUCUGAGGACUCUUUAUCCAUUUCUGAUUGUUCGUUGCAUUGGACUCCUAUAUUUCAAUUGAAGAACAGUAGUAUAUUGACUUUUAUACGAGAAGUAUUGCAGAAGGACACUGGUGUACUAUGUGCAUUCAGAACUAACAUUUUAAGAACAAUGAAUGAGUUGAUAGAAUCUUCACCUGAAGAAGUUAUUUAUCUUUUGCUUUCCCUCUGCGAGAGAUUACCAACAGACGUGUUAUGUGCAUCCGAAGUAGAAGUUGCAAGGAUUUAUAAUCUUUUCCUAAAGAUACUCGGUCACUGGAUAAAAGAGAUCUCCGAUUUCAUGCAAGGCAGUUCGUCAUCCACUGAUAUUAAUGAAUCUGAGUUGGCUAUUUUUUGGGGUGUUAUUCAUUGUUAUCCAUAUAUUAAAAAAUUUCAAGCCAAUCCAUCCUUACUAGUGGACUUGAUUGAUGAACUUGAUCGUCUUUUUACAGUUGAAGGCAACAUAUUUGGUGUUCCAAAAAGAACGUGGGAAAGCUUAAUUGGUGCAACUAUAGGUUCUUACCUGAAGUUGCUCUCUAGUGAGAAGGAUGGGCAUGAAGAAUCAAGCAGAUUUGUAUACCUUGCCAAAAGAUAUAGCUCAUGUUCACAAGUGUUGUUAGCUGUAGCUGAUUAUUUGGAUUUUGUUCAUGGGCCAGCACUGGAAUUUGACAUUAGCAGAAGAAUUUAUCCCGAAGAGCUUCAAGCAGAUAAGCUUGAGGAUGCUGUACUAGUGUUAGCAGAUAAUUUGCGUCACUCAGAUAAGGGGAUUCGUAUAUCUACUCUAAGAAUAUUGUGUCACCAUGAGCCUUUGCGGUCUGCUAUCAUUACAAAGGACCCUUCAAGUGAUAAUGAGAUGGAAAUUGAAAACUCAGAAUCACCUUCUGGUGAUUUGCUGGGUAGUGAGGUUCUUCGGCUACUCCUCUCGAUUGAGUCAACUCCUACCUCGAUAUCUACCAGCAGAAAGAUUAUAUUAUUAAUUUCUAGAGUGCAAAUGGCCCUGUUGGCUGAAAGAAUACCUGGGGCUUACUUAUCUGUUGUUAUAAAUGGGAUUAUUGGCAUUUUUCAUAAUCGAUUUAGCCAUAUUUGGGAUCAAGCAUCUGAAUGUCUUGCCUCUUUAAUCAGAAGACACUCGAGAAUUGUGUGGGAUAAAUUAAUCUGUUAUUUUCAGCAGUGGAUAUUUCUACUUGAUCAACCAGACGGAGAGAUUGCUGAAUCGUCUGAUGAACAAAAUGAUCUAGUCAGAUGUUUCCAAUCAUUUGUUUCUCCUUCAUCGAAUAGUACACCGCUCUUUACUUUGCUAACCUUGGUGCUCCAAUCGUUACAAAAAAUUCCAACUAUUGUUGAAUCUCAGUCUCGACAGAUUUUGCCUCUGUUCUUAACAUUUCUGGGCUACAACUCCGAUCAUAUGGAGAGUGUGGAUUCAUUUAAACAAUAUACGUGUAAAAGCAAGGAGUGGAAAUGUGUGCUCAAGGAGUGGUUAAACUUGCUGAUAAGAACCCGUAACCUGAAGUCUUUUUAUAAGAAUGACUUUCUUAAAGAAGUUUUGGAGAGAAGGCUUUUGGAUGAUAACGAUGCUGAAAUUCAAAGCAAGGUCCUCGAUUGCCUCUUAAUCUGGAAAGAUGAUUUCUUGAUCCCAUAUGAUCAACAUCUAAAAAGCUUGAUCUCCCCCAAGACUUUAAGAGAAGAACUUACAAGGUGGAGCUUGUCCAGAGAAAAAAAUCAAAUUGAUGAACGACACAGACCUUAUCUUGUACCAUUAGUUACUCGCUUAUUGAUGCCGAAAGUCAGGAAAUUGAAGGUUCUUGGUUCUCGCAAGCAAGCCAGUGUGAAUCUUCGAAAAGCCAUCCUUCUGUUCUUUGCGCAACUUGAUGCAAAAGAACUCCCACUUUUCUUUGCUCUGUUAUUGAAGCCCUUGAAUAUUAUCCCGAGGGAAGAUGAUGCAACUGCUAACUGGUUUUGUAACUCACAUUCGGCUUCUAUGAUGUUCUCAGCAACUAACGUAAUGAAGUACUUCUCAGAAGAAAGUAUAGAAGCAUUGUCAUGGAAGAAGAAAUUUGGUUUUCUGCAUGUUAUUGAAGAAGUUCUUGCAGUUUUUGGUGAAAUUCUUGUUAGUCCAUUUCUCAAUAUAAUAAUGGGUUGUGUUGUUCGAAUAUUGGGAAGUUGCGCAUCGAGUCUUCAUGCAGCAAGGAGAAAUGAAAAUGAUAAUAUGUGUGACAAGGUUUCUCUUGAGGCUACAGCCUCUAGCCUGUCUAGCACAGCCGUGAAGCAGUACAAAGAUUUAAGGUCUUUAUGUCUCAGAGUCAUUUCUGUUGUUCUUUACAAAUAUGAGGAUUAUGAUUUUGAAAGUGAAUUCUGGGACCUAUUUUUUAUGUCUGUUAAAUCUUCAAUCGAAAGUUUCAAGCAUGAGGGCUCAAGUAGUGAAAAGCCCAGUUCACUUUUCUCUUGCUUUCUCGCCAUGAGUAGAAGCCACAGACUUGUUCCAUUGUUGGCUAGGGAAGGGAAUCUUGUUCCUGAUAUUUUCUCAAUCCUCACCAUCUCAACAGCAACUCAAUCGAUUAUAUCAUUUGUUCUAAAGUUUAUUGAAAACCUGUUGACUUAUGAUGCUGAGUCAGAUGGGCAUGAAGGCGCUGUGAGAAGCGUUCUACUUCCAAAUCUUGAUUCACUUAUCCAAAACUUGCAUGUUCUUUUCCAAAGUGGAGAUGCGAAAAAGAGGAAGCUGGUAGAACACCACAAUGGACCAAUGAUAAGAAUUUUCAAAUUAGUCUCGAAGCUUAUAAGGGAUCAAUUGCAUGCUAAGAAGUUCAUAGAAAUCAUACUGCCAUACUUAACUCAGACUAGUCUUAGUUCUGAAUCUCAUGCUGAUACUCUGCAAGUGAUUCAAAAUGUGGUCCCCAUUCUAGGGAGUGAGAGUACGACAAAAAUCUUGAAAGCAGUUUCUCCAUUACUGAUUUCUGUUGAACAGGAUUUACGUUUGCUUAUAUGCGAUCUUAUAAAAGCUCUUGCAGAAGUUGAUUCUUCAAUCAUCUGCGUGGCUCAAAUCAUUCAUGGUUUGAAUGCAACCUCUGCUAUGGAAAUUGGUGGCCUGGAUUUUGACACGAUUGUUAAUAGUUAUGAAAAAAUUAAUGUGGAUUUCUUCUGUGCUWCUCCAGAGGAACAUGCAUUAAUUGUUCUAUCACAGUGCGUGCAUGAUAUGUCAUCUGAAGAACUAAUCCUAAGGCAUAGUGCUUAUAGAUCUUUGCUCUCCUUUGUUGAAUUUUCUUCUUCAAUUCUUUGUCAAGGAGGGAUAGGUCACCAUGAAUCGGUUGAUAAUAUGACAUUAUCAGAAAAUAGUUGUUGGUCAAAAGUUAGCAUCAUGCGCAUAACAAAAAAAUUUAUCUUGAAGCAUAUGGGAGGAGCAAUGAACAGAGAGACCUCUGUUAAAAAGGAAUGGAUAAAUCUAUUGCGAGAAAUGGUGUUGAAAUUUCCUGAUGUAGCAAAUUUAAGUUCACUGAAGGCUUUAUACAGCAAAGAUGCUGAAGUUGAUUUUUUCAGUAACAUUACCCACUUACAGAAACUUAGAAGAGCAAAGGCACUGAUUCGCUUCAAAAAUACUAUUUCGGCUCUCAACAUGCCUGAGGUUAUCAUGAAGAAUGUGUUUGUGCCGCUUUUUUUCAAUAUGCUGUUUGAUUUACCAGAGGGAAAAGCAGAGAAUAUCAGAGUUGCUUGUAUAGAGGCGCUUGCUUCAAUUUCUGGCAGAAUGGAAUGGAAGUCAUAUUUUUCUCUAUUAAGGAGAUGCUUUCGAGACCUUACUAAACACCCAGAUAAGAAAAAGGUUUUGUUGCGCUUGAUAUGUUCUAUUUUGGACAACUUCCAUUUUCACAAGAAUAUUUCAGAAGUUGGGUCAACACACCUAUGUGACAGCAUGGCUGUGACCAGCGACAUGCAAGAAUGCCUUGGUAAAGACGUGUUUCCAAAGAUACAAAAACUUAUGAACUCUCAGUCAGAAAAAGUAGAUAUUUAUGUUCAUCUUGCUGCUCUAAAGGUGUUAAAAUUACUUCCAGAAGAUAUUAUGGAUUCACAACUUUUGAGCGUCAUCCAGCAUAUUGUGAACUUUUUGAAGAAUCGUUUAGAAAGUGUUCGUGAUGAAGCUAGAUCUGCUCUGGCUGCUAGUUUGAAGGAGCUUGGAUCUGAAUACUUGCAGGUUAUUGUUAGGGUUUUGAGAGGAUCACUAAAACGUGGAUAUGAGCUGCAUGUGUUAGGGUAUACACUCAAUUUUAUAUUGUCAAAAUUUCUUACUGAUCCAGCUUUUGGGAAGAUAGAUUAUCUUUUGGAAGAUCUCAUUUCUGUUGUUGAGAAAGACAUCUUUGGAGAAGUUGCGGAGGAAAAAGAGGUUGAAAAGUUGGCCUCGAAAAUGAAAGAGACAAGGAAACAGAAGUCCUUCGAUACAUUGAAAUUGAUAGCUCAAAGCGCAACAUUUAAAAGCCAAGCACUUAAGCUUCUUAGACCUGUUACAGAUCAUAUGAAAAAGCAUCUCACACCAAAAGUUAAAGCCAAAUUGGAAAAUAUGCUAACCAGCAUAGCUACUGGUUUCGAAUGCAACCCAUCUGUCAAUGAAACUGAUCUUUUAAUCUUCAUAUAUGGACUCGUUGAAGAUGGCAUCAAAGGUGAAAAUGGACAGGGUGAAGGCUCAUCGUUGGUAGAUGCAAACAAACAUUCUAAAGAUGUUUCCAGAGGAAGGAAUUUAUCAUGUCAAACAAUAGUUGCAAAGUCCCCCUGUUCACACCUUAUUAUGGUGUUCGCACUUAAGCUACUGCAGGGGUACAUGAAGAAGAUGCAACUUGGGAAAGGAAAUGAUCAGUUGUUAUCAAUGCUUGACCCUUUUGUUGCCCUGUUCGGAAACUGCUUGACUUCUAAAUAUGAGGAUGUUUUAUCAUUAACUCUUAGAUGUCUCACUCCAUUGCUGAGAUUGCCUUUGCCAUCUGUCAAAUCCCAAGCUGACAAAAUUAAGGGAGUAGUGUUACAUAUUGCCCAUAGUUCAAUGGAUCCCUGCAAUCCAUUAGUAGAAUCAUGUUUGAGGUUAUUAACUGUGCUUCUGCGGAAUGAAAAAGUUACACUUUCCACAGAUCAGCUACAUUUAUUAAUUCAAUUUCCACUGUUUGUCGAUAUUGACAAGAAUCCAUCUUUUAUUGCCCUCUCACUUCUAAAGGCAAUUGUUAGUCGCAAGCUUGUUGUUCCUGAGAUAUAUGAUCUUGCUAUUCGAGUAGCUGAAUUGAUGGUGACGAGUCAAGUUGAACCAAUUCGGAAGAAAUGCAGCAAAAUUUUACUACAAUUUCUGCUUGAUUAUCGUCUUUCAGAAAAGCGUUUGCAGCAACAUUUUGAUUUUUUGCUCUCAAAUUUAAGGUAUGAACAUUCAACAGGAAGAGAAGCUGUCCUGGAGAUGCUUUACACAAUUGUGGUUAAAUUUCCAAAAAGUGUUGUGGAUAGUAUUUCUCAGACAUUGUUUGUUCAUUUGGUGGCAUGCUUGGCUAAUGAUCAGGAUAACAAUGUUCGGUCUAUGACUGGUGCUGUAAUUAAGCGGCUAAUAGGCUGCAUAAGUUCAGGUCCUCUCCAUUCUAUACUUGAUUACAGUUUAUCUUGGUACGUGGGAGGAAAGCAACAACUAUUGAGUGCUGCAGCACAGGUGUUGGGAUUAUUAGUUGAAGCUUUAAAGAUAGGUUUUGAAAGACAUAUAAAAACUGUGUUGCCAGUUGCCAGAGGCAUUUUGCAAUCUGUUGUUGAUGUUACCAAUAAUGAGAAGCUAGACAUUUCUGCAGAAACUACCAUUACCUUUUGGAAAGAGGCUUAUUAUUCGUUAGUGAUGCUAGAUAAGAUGAUGCACCAAUUCCCUGAGUUAUUCUUUGAGAGGGGUUUUGAGGAUAUCUGGGAAAUGAUUUGUCACCUGCUUUUGCACCCACAUAUGUGGAUCCGUAGUAUCUCAAAUCGCCUGAUAGCCUCAUAUUUCACUACUGUGAUUGAGAAUAGCAGAAGAACUUCAGAAGGAUCGCUUGGAGCUUAUUCUCUUAUGAAACCAAGUAGACUCUUCUUAAUUGCUACUUCGCUUUGCUGCCAGUUGAAGUCGGAGCUUACAGAUAAAGAUGCUGAUUUGAUUGUCCAAACUCUUGUUUUUGCUAUCUGUGGUUUGCAUUCUGUAAUUGGAAAGUUGGAGAAUGCUAAUUCCUGUUCGUUCUGGUCUACGCUCGAACAACCUGAACAAAAGCUUUUUCUCAAAGCAUUCCAGUUGCUGGAUUCAGGAAAAGGAAAAAGCAUGCUUUUACCUCGUAUGACUGGUGUAUUUGACCAGAAUGAUGCCUCUCCUGAGCAGAUCCAUCACCUUCUUGUCUCAAAUUUGCUCAAGCAGAUGGGAAAGGUUGCUCUUCAAACAGAUACUAUCCAGAUGAAAGUAGCUUUCAAUGUUUUCUGCAAUAUAUCAUCGCAAAUUGGUGUAGAAGAUUGCGAACGUUAUGCUUUUGAAAUUUUGUUGCCUUUAUAUAGAGUCCGUGAAGGAUUUUCUGGAAAAUUGAUCCCAGAUUCAAUGGUACAAUUGGCACAAGAAGUUUGUGAUAAAAUACAGAACUGUUUGGGAAUUCAGAAAUUUGUACAGGUGUAUAGCCAGAUCAAGAAGAAUCUCAAGGCCAAAAGGGAUAAGAGGAAGCUAGAAGAGAAGCGCAUGGCCGUCAUAAAUCCCAUGCGAAAUGCGAAAAGGAAAAUACGGAUUGCUGAAAAACAACGUGCCAGCAAGAGAAGGAAGAUAGCGACUAUGAGAAUGUCGAGACGGAUGUUGUAGACUAGAUGUAGCAAAAAUAUCCAUUGUCGUCGCUUUAUACUAACAGAUACAUCGGUUAAGAUUUCAGGACGUCGGAAAUCAAGCUUUUGGAACUCACAGGAGGACACAAAUUGAACUUCCUAGAGUACUGACGACAUGUGAACUGUCAGUCAUGGACGCAGUCCCGAACUGGGAGGAGGAUUUGUCUCAAUUAAUGAUCAGAUGAUCAAACAUUGUUGAAGCUAUCUGAUCAAUGGAGGUUUCAAGUUGCAAGAGGCAGAAUUUUCAAGAUAUCCACAGGGGAGUGUGGCUCUGUCGUUCCAAUUUUGGUAUAUUGAUUUGCUGUAAGCAAUUUUGGUCGUUCAGUGUAUAAAUUAUUUAAUUUUAUCUAAUUAUAUUAGGAAUAUGGAGUGCCAUUUACUUUAUUGUGGACAAGAAAAUUAGGUUUAAACUGAAAGAUUUUGAAAUUUAGAGGGGGAAGUUAUACAAAUUUUGAAGAAAAUCAAGGGUUAGGUAGCAAAGUGAAAUUUAAAAACUGUGAAUUGUAGGCUUGUAGCUAAAAGAUGAGUAUUGUAUAAUAGAUUAUUUUUGGAAUUAUUCAA